Molecule: messenger RNA, 1530 nt
Organism: Fraxinus pennsylvanica
Lineage: Eukaryota; Viridiplantae; Streptophyta; Magnoliopsida; Lamiales; Oleaceae
Source: the annotation of a GenBank genome assembly
AUGGCUACCAUUUUCCACUCUUCACUUCCCGCAAGUCUCCAUGCUCAAACCCGCAUCCCCCUUUCAAGGAACGUUAGGAUCUUCAACUGUGUCUCUCUGGACCAAACAACCAGUGCUUCCUCCACCACCUCCUCUUCCGCCGCAACUGACAGCCUACGGGUUGUAUUUGCUGCCGGGGGUACUGGUGGUCAUAUAUACCCAGCGUUGGCUAUAGCUGAUGCGCUCAAAUCCCUGAAUCCCAAAACCCAAUUUCUCUUUGUUGGGACCCCCAAAAGUAUGGAGGCUAAGGCUGUGCCAUUUUCCGGCUACCCUUUUACCGCCGUCCCUGCGGCCCCUUUGGUCCGUCCUUUAUUCUCGCCCAACAAUUUUUUCAUCCUCCCUUUUGUAAUCACUAAAUCCACCUUUAAAAGCUACAAAAUUCUCCAAGAAUUUAAUCCCCACAUUGUCAUUGGCACUGGUGGCUUUGUUUCAUUCUCCACUUGCCUUGCUGCAGCCCUUAAAGGUGUUAAGCUCGUAAUCCAAGAGCAAAAUUCUGUGCCUGGGAUUGCAAAUUUCUUGCUUUCCUUAUUUGCAGAUAAAAUUUUUGUGGCUUUUGAUUCGACUGUGAAGUCUUUUCUGCGGAGGAGCAAGUGUGUGGUGUGUGGGAAUCCAGUGAGGUUGUCAUUGAUGAAACAGGAGUCUAAGACGGUGGCGAGGCAGCAUUUUUUCCCAAAUGUGGCUGCAAAAGAAGGGUUGGAGGAUGUGAAGGUCGUGUUGGUGCUUGGAGGGUCGUUAGGUGCCCAGACGAUCAAUUUUGCAUUGCUGAAUUCAUGUUAUCAGAUGCUAAACGAGUGCGAGGACUUGUUUAUUAUUUGGCAGACCGGCGUAGAAGCUUUUUCUGAGAUGGAGAGCCUGGCAAGGAACCAUCCCCGAGUUGUCCUUACUCCGUUCUUGCCUGCUUUGGAUUUGGCAUAUGCAGCAGCCGACCUUGUUGUUUCAAGAGCGGGGGCAAUGACCUGUUCUGAGGUCUUGGCCACUGGGAAACCUUGUAUUUUGAUACCAUCUCCAAAUGCUGCUGAGGGACAUCAAUUCAAAAAUGCUUCUCUAAUGGCCAAUUUGGCGGGUUCAAGGGUUAUAAUGGAAGAUGAACUUGGCUCGACAUCUCUUAGAAAUGCUAUUGAAGAAAUGUUAGAUAAUGAGACUCUUAUGGCAGAGAUGUCUGAGAGGGCUUUAAGAGCUGCAAAACCGAAUGCCUCAGCCGAGAUAGCUCAACAUAUUAUCUCUCUUGUCAACUUAUCAACAACAAAGAAUGAUCCUGCAAAAGCACUGAAUGUUCCUGCUAUUGCAUUGGGAGCAUUUUUGGCAGCUUUAUACCCUGUUGCAUAUCUUCCUCAACUUUUCUCGGGGUUGAAAUCUCAAGUUUCUGCCCAGAAUAUGAUGCAUCCCCAAUUAUUUCAGAAGCUUAUGUCGAACAAAUUCUGUGAACGGGAUAUGGUACAGAAGGUCGGUCUUCUUUUCCAAUGCUUAGCACACUGGUCGACCAUACUUUAG